Molecule: messenger RNA, 1396 nt
Organism: Cuscuta campestris
Lineage: Eukaryota; Viridiplantae; Streptophyta; Magnoliopsida; Solanales; Convolvulaceae
Source: the annotation of a GenBank genome assembly
CAAUACCGAACAACUUCGUGCCGUUGAUGUUUCUUGUUUCUCGCUGCAAUGGCGCUACUCUCACAGGAAUCUGGUUUCCUCAUCCUGCUCAGCUUUGUAUGGGAAUCCAAUGCAAAUGGAAUCAAAAUGCCAAAGAGUGGUGUAAUCUUUGAAAUGCCAUGUGCUGCAGAGGUCGUCAUAUUCUUCUAAAGCAAUUGAUGUUGGAAGUGGCUCUACAGAAACUGUGAAGGAAAUAUAUGAAAAGAUUCUGAAAUCUAUUGUGGAUCAAAAGACGGCUCCUCCAAAUGCUUAUUUAUGGUCACUAAUUGCAAAAUGUGCAAACCAAGAUGACAUUAAGCUCCUAUUUGACAUCUUGCAGAGACUUCGAAUAUUUAGACUUUCAAAUCUUCGUAUCCAUGAAAAUUUCAAUUGUGCACUCUGCCAGGAAGUUACCAAGGCAUGCAUACGUGUUGGCGCCAUUACGUUUGGUAAAAGAGUAUUGUAUAAGCACAAUCUCUAUGGGUUAACUCCUAAUGUUGGAUCUGCUCACCAAUUGUUGGUGUUUGCUAAAGAGCAUAAUGAUGUUGAUCUAAUGGUCGAUAUUAUGAAACUUGUGUUGAAGAAUGAAUUACCUCUACAGCCAGGGACAGCAGAUUUGGUUUUUAGCAUUUGCUACCACAACGAUAACUGGGAGUUAAUGUGUAAAUAUGGAAAAAUGUUUGCCAAGGGAGGUGCUAGGUUACGUCAGGGUUCCUUUGACUUGUGGAUGGAAUUUGCUGCUAAAAUGGGAGAUGUCGAUUCACUUUGGAAAAUUGAGAAAAUAAGAUCAGAAUCCAUGAAUCAUCACACUAUUUCGAGUGCCUUUUCAUGUGCUAAAGCUUUGUUGAUUGAAUGCAAAUCUGAAGAAGCUGCUGCUAUCAUUCAAGUAUUUUAUGAGAAUUUACCUGUCUCUAAGAGGCAAAGCAUUACAGCAGAACUUCAGAAGCUGGUAAAUGAGUGGCCUAUAGAAGUUAUAAAGCGUCAAAAGGAGGAGAGCAGAAAGGAAUUGGCGAGAACUCUACAAAAUGGUAUUUCAGCCAUGAUCAACGCACUCUCAAGCAUAGGCGCAAAAAUGGAUGUUAAUGUGGAAAAUGUGACCAUAGGUGUGUAGAACUAAUUACAGUAGAGGAAGACUUCCAAAUGGGAUGGUGGAGAAGUGGCAGCUACUCAGAAGUGUAUCCUCUUUGGUGUCUAUAUGUGACAACAUUUGUCAUUGUUAAUUUUUUUAUUAGAGGCUUUUUAUGAACCAGACAAGCUUCUUAGCUUGACUUUUUUUGAGUAAGCAAAUUUUGAUUAUUAAUUAUGUUAAAUUUAUAUUUGAUAAAAUGAGAUAAAUUAUUGAAAAUCAAUAUCCUUUGAAUGAACAGAAGAAGUUACU